This is a messenger RNA of Ipomoea nil (Japanese morning glory), 2539 nucleotides long. Its product is annotated as pentatricopeptide repeat-containing protein At1g13040, mitochondrial. Gene Ontology annotation, molecular function: protein binding. The coding region runs from base 428 to 2035 and encodes 535 amino acids. The transcript has 4 exons. The record is from RefSeq and is a predicted model, not a curated record. NCBI's taxonomy places the organism in Eukaryota, Viridiplantae, Streptophyta, Magnoliopsida, Solanales, Convolvulaceae.
UAAUCCCUUAUUCAGAUAUGCUGCUUCUCGGCUUCUCCACUCCAAAGUCCGUCACUUCCACUCUUCCAGUCCUCCACAGUUCCACAGCCCAUAGAGGACGCGAACGUGACGGCGGUUCUCCAGCCUCGGCGACAUUCCGGUCAAAACUAAGUCGCCCCUCAGCGGCUCUGCUUCACGCCUUCACUUAGUCGCUAUAACUAUUGGCAGGGAAUAAAAUGGAUAUCACAAAAUGCUGGGCAAGAGUGGGCAUAUUAAGGGGCUAUUUCUUGGGGUUGAAGAGUUUGUAUAUUUUUGCCUGCUCACAACUAGAUAUUGCGUUCAUCCUAAGGUUAGAUGUCCGUGUGUGAAGUGUUAAACUGAAAUUUACCCACCACGGGAUGAUUUUAAGGUUCAACAUUUUAGAACUGGUUUAGGGCUAAAGAAUUUGAUGAUAUGCAUUCAUUUCUCAAGGCACUCUGAUAUGUAUAGAAAUCUUGGUAAGCAUCGGCUUAUAUACCGUGCUCGCAUUUCCAACUAUGUGAAAACUGGGCUUGUAGAAGAAGCAAUCCAGGUGUUCAAUAAGAUGAUUGGAUCAGAGUGCAGGGUUUUCAGCAUUGAUUACAACCGGUUCAUUGGUGUCUUGAUUAAGAAUUUGCGCUUUGACUUGGCCAAACAGUAUUAUAAUGAGAUGAAGCCCAAUGGUUUCUCUUUGAAUUCACUUACGUAUUCAAGAUUUAUUUCUGGGUUGUGUAGAGUUAGGAACUUUAAACUUAUUCAUCAACUUUUAGAUGAUAUGGAUAGGCUUGGGGUAAUCCCUGAUAUUUGGGCAUAUAAUAUGUACUUAAAUCUUUUGUGUAGUGAAAACUUUCUGGAUUUAGCCUUGCAGAUGUUGAGAAUAAUGGGAGAGAAAGGGAGGGAGCCUGAUGUGGUCAGCUUUACUAUUGUUAUUAAUGGGUUAUGCAGGACUGGAAGAUUUGACAAUGCAGUUGAAAUAUGGGAUAUGAUGAUCAGGAAAGGUCAUACUCCAGACAACAAGGCUUGUAGAGCAGUUGUACUGGGUUUGUGUGAGAGUGGGAAGGUUGAUAUGGCAUAUGAACUUACUUUGGGUGUUAUGAGAAGUCGAGUUAGGUUUGACAUAGAGAUAUACAACAUACUUAUUGAUGGGUUUUGCCGAGUUGGAAGGAUUGAUAAAGCUCAAGCAAUUAAGACAUUUAUGAGAAGAAAUGGAUGUGAGCCUGAUUUGGUUACUUAUAACAUUUUCUUGAAUUAUUCUUGUAACGAUCUUAUGUUGGGGGAGGCAGAGAGAAUGAUAGAGAAGAUGGAGAUCGGUGGGAUGAAGCCUGAUCAUUACAGCUACAAUCAGCUUCUUAAGGGUCUAUGCAAGGCCAGGAAAGUGGAUAAGGCUUACACAUUGAUGAUAACUAAGAUGGAACCCAAAGGCUUGGUUGAUGUUGUUUCUUAUAACACAAUAGUUAGAGCACUCUGCCAGACAGGCCACUCUAAGAGCGCAUACAAGCUAUUAGGAGAGAUGAGACAAAAGGGCAUAACUCCUGAUGUUGUAACUUUUACAAUUCUAAUAAAAGCUUUCCUAGGAGAAGGAAAUUCCAAUGUGGCCAAGAUGAUUCUUGACCAGAUGGCACAGAUGCAUCUCUUUCCAGAUCGUGUAUUGUAUACUACUAUUAUUGACCAUCAUUGCAAGACUGGCAGAAUAGGAUCAGCUCAGAGCACUUUCCAUGACAUGGUAGAGCAGGGAGUGACCCCUGAUGUUGUUUCCUACAACGCACUGGUUUAUGGGCUUUGCAAAGCUUCUAGAGCUAGUGAAGCUAUGCGUCUUUAUGAAGAUUUGCAAAAGAGAGGUUUAUACCCCGACGAGGUUACCUUCAAGCUAAUUAUUCAAGGACUAAUUCAGGAAAAGAAACUUUCAUGGGCUUGUGCAAUCUGGGAUCAGAUGAUGGAGAAGGGCUUUACACUUGAUAGUGAUUUAUCUGAAACUCUAAUCAAUGCUAUGAACAGGAAGGACGUUUCCUCCAAGGAUAUCAGCAAACCAGAAGCCUAAUGUUGAAGGUGAAAUUUGGUUAAAGUGUCGUCGAUUUUAUUCACAAGCUUCUCCUAAUGGAGCCAACUUGAUGGUUUGAGAGCAAGACUCACUUCUCGAUGUGAUGCAGGAAUGAAGAUGCAAAUUUCCUAAAGAGAUCCUUAUCCAAACCACGAGGUGUCCUGAGCAAGUUCUAACUAUAGGAGACACCUUUAAGCCCGUACCAUACUCAGACUGAUCUCCGUUCGCACCGGGCCGGCCCUAUUAAGGGGCAAAGUGUUGGCCAGAUUAGUUUUUCCAUACAAGGGGCCAAGGGGGGGUUCGAACUCCCAACCUCUCUUAAAGAACGAGAGUGCACGGCCACUCACGCCAACCAAGUUGGUUAUUUAAGUUGAUACACUAGUUUGCUGCUUGUCAUUCCUUGCAUGCUAACUGUAACAUCCAUCUUAAAGUAAAUAUUUACUGAGUUACAAUUCUUAUUUUACAUUUAGUCAAUAAAUUUUUAGGAUUAUAGUUUUGAAGCAA